Solanum tuberosum (potato) is the source of this 1407-nucleotide messenger RNA. Its product is annotated as protein FAF-like, chloroplastic. The transcript has a single exon. Bases 1 to 1407 code for a protein of 468 amino acids. The record is from RefSeq and is a predicted model, not a curated record. Lineage: Eukaryota; Viridiplantae; Streptophyta; Magnoliopsida; Solanales; Solanaceae.
AUGGCAACACCACAAUUGAGUAAAUCACCAACACCACUAUUGCCUAAGACAAAGGGCAUAGUGUCAAUUCUUGGAUCAGAUACUCAAAGAGGCAAAUCAAAUGCAACCUCUAUUAGAAGAACAUUUUCAGCUGAUAUGUCAUCCAAACAAUGGCUUACACAAAAUGGUUUCUUCUCUUCAAUCAAAAAGAUUGCUUCAUCUAAAGAUCUUGCUCUUUCAACCUCCUCUGAGGAAGAAGAAGAAGAAGAGGAGGAGUUCAAAAGACGAAAAACAUCAUUUGAUGUUUGGAGUUCAAUUUUGUCACAAAAGAAAAAUGAUGAUCUUCAAAUUCCAUAUAUUCACCCUCAUGUUAAAAGAUCAACGAGUUCUUUGAGUGAAAAAAGUCUUGAAAUUUGUACUGAAAAUCUUGGAUCAGAGAAUGGUUCUGAUGGUUUUUCCUCCUACACUCCUUCUGAGAAUGGAGAUGUAGAUGAGGAAAAACACGAUCAUUACCACCAUCACCACCACCACCACCAAUACUGCUCGCGAUUCAUUGAGGAAUUGAGAGUAGUAAAGUAUAAUAAUAGUAAGAGAUCAUCAUCAUCUUAUCCUCCACCAAUUACUUCCUUGGCUAGAGGUGACAACAAGCCUUCUAUUCAAAUGCAAUCUCGACGUCAAGAUGGUAGAUUGAUUCUUGAAGCUGUUUCUAUUCCUCCUCAAAAUCAUUUCCAUGCCCAUCGCCUUGAUGGUCGUCUUCUUCUCACCUUAGUUGAUAAUAGUACUUCUACUUCAUCAUUAGAACAAGAGAUGGAGGAUUAUGGUGAAGAAUUUGAUCAUAUUUUCGACGAUAUUGAUGAUCAUACACCUCAAUUGAUUAAGGAGCAAAAGCCAAAAUUGUCAAGUGGGGUGAUAAAUAUGAAGACAUCAGCCCUGAUGAUGAAUUUGUUAGAUUCUCAGGUCGAAAUAAGGGAAAAGUCAAUUCAAUUCCCAAUGGAAACAAAAUUUACCAAAUUCUCCUCUGAACUGAAAGAUCAUUUGGGGCUAGGAAACAAGAAUCUUGUAACAUGGUCCCACAAGUUCAAUAAAGUUGUCAACUUGACAGAUACUGUUGAUUCAACUGACCUGAUUAAGGAGAUAAGUCAGAUAACCUCAGUUCCUCAAUCACUCCCAACUCAACUAACACCGGCGACCGUGACCUCUUUCAAUGCCUAUGAGUAUUUUUGGAGGAAGAAUCCUACAAUUGCAAAAGAAUGCAACAACUAUACCACUAUGCAAGUUGUUGUUACAUCCAAUAGUAUUACUCCCAAUGCCAAGAGUACAACAAAAGUAGCAGCAUAUAUGAAUUAUUUGGUACCUUUGCAAAGAGGAUGCAAAGAGCCAAAGAUGUCUUUACUAAUUUGGGAGCCUUAUUGCAUUGUCACCUCAUGA